GGCCAUGACGUCCUUGGCGUAGCUGCAGGGGAGGCCGCGGCGGGGAAAAUGGCGGACUGGAAGGCGGGAGAGGAGAAGCCUGAAAAGCCGCAGCGAGUUGGAGCCGCCGGAGUUAAUUCAUGGGAGCCUCUUCUACUGCCACACAAUCUCAGUUCCUGCUAUAUACUCUAACAAACAGUGGAAGAGACUGUUGGGUCAGUAGGUGACAACUGCAGAGGUAUCUUCCUUAUAACGAUGCUUUUUGAGGUUGCUGCUCCCAUCAAUCUGCUCAGUAAAAAUAGCUCAUCUUGUAAUGGAGGGGAAAGUUCCAGUCGCAGCGCUGAGAAGCGAUCAGCUGAAGAAGAAGCUGCAGACCUCCCAACAAAGCCUACAAAGAUCUCCAAGUUUGGAUUUGCCAUAGGUAGUCAGACAACUAAGAAAGCAUCAGCCAUAUCCAUCAAACUUGGAUCAAGUAAGCCUAAAGAAACUGUUCCAACUCUUGCUCCAAAAACCCUUUCAGUAGCAGCAGCUUUUAAUGAAGAUGAAGAUAGUGAACCAGAGGAAAUGCCUCCAGAAGCAAAGAUGAGGAUGAAGAAUAUUGGAAGGGAUACACCAACAUCAGCUGGACCAAACUCUUUCAAUAAAGGAAAGCAUGGGUUUUCUGAUAACCAGAAGCUAUGGGAACGAAAUAUAAAAUCUCAUCUUGGAAAUGUUCAUGACCAAGACAAUUAAAUGAUGUGUUUUGAAAUUGGGGUAUGGGGUGGGUGUAAAGUUAAAAGGAACAGUUUCCUUUUUUAAAGAAUGGUAUAAGACUAUCUUUGGAGCCGCUUUUUUUCCUUUUUCGUUUUUGUUUUUGUUCUGUUUUGUUUUUUAAGAUUGAGUGGUACACUAAUAAAUGAGAGUUUGAAAUUAGAAGUAAUUUAUGUUUUAUAUACAGAUUUCAAGACAUUUGCUAAUUUUGUAGUUUCAUGUGAUUAGUUUCCAAAGGUUACAGAUAAUAAAGAAAUCAGAAAUGGUACCUUUUUAAGAAUUGCAUAUUUUUUUAGGCACAACUAUUAGCACAUUAAGAGGGAAACAAAAGUUACUAUCUUUUUAAAACUGCAAGCAGUUACUCUCCUAACUUAACUCCCUCAUUACCUAAACUGGCUCCCAGGAACAGCCUUAUAGAGAGAAGGGAGUAUUGUACUGAGAGGAAAAUGUUACUGGACUGUUGACUGAUAAUAAAUUUAGAUAAAAUUAAAAUACAGCUUUUUUUUCCUUAUGGGCAUUUGUUUUGUUUCAAGUCAUCAUAUACUAGGUAUUGGCAUUGCUAUCAGUGGAUACAAACGCUUAGCUCUUAAAAAUGUUUUUAUUUCUUUUUUAAUUUUUAUGUGAAGUAUCGAGUAUUUGAAAUAGCCCACACACCUUAAUGGGUCUUGUCUACCUUCAUUAGUCUUCAAAGAACAACCAUUUGCUACCAAAGUAAAUCAGUAUUCUGAAUGUGCUUCUCUUGGUUUUUAUUCAUAACUAGUUCCUGUAGGCAUUUCCACCAGAACUUGAGGCAAAUCAUAAGGAAGCUGUUUCUUUUAAAAUACAAACCACCACCAAAAAUUUAAAUGUAUAUAAUACUUAAGCAUUUGGCUGGUUUUUAUUUUUUAAAAUGUAUAAAUACCAAAAAAAAAAAAAAAGAGAGAGAGAGAGAGAAAUUUAACAUUGUAUGAAGACAACAUGAGAAGAUGCACUUUCUGUAACUUUGUCUAAUCAUUUAAGUUACUAACUUGUUAAACCCAAUUUAAAUUGAACUCACUGCAGGAUUUAUUAUUAGUGUAAUUCUAUGGUUUGUUUGAAAUAUAUAUAUUUACUGACCAGUGUCUUCUCAAAAGCACAUUUUAGGUACUAAAAAUAGAAUGAAAGAAAAAUGCAUCUUCAAUUACAUUUUAUGAAAUCUCCCACCACAUAUACUAUUAAGAUUUGUGUAUCAUAAGGUGUUUGUUUUGUAUUUUUGUAUUGUAUAUGGACAUUAUUUUUUAAUGUGACAAAUACAUCUUUAAAAGCAUAGUCACAGACAACAAAAAUAUGGUAAUAUGAUUUCCUUGAAAACUCCUACAAUGUUAAAUUUGGAGGCAGCUUCAAACUAUUUUAUUGGUGGUUAUUAACUCACUGAGCUCUUUUAAUUGGUAAUAAUUCCAGAGAAGCAGCCUGUAUAUAUUCCUAACUCUUGUUCACUUGCAUUUAAGUUUAGAAAGAGCCCCAAGUAAAACAAUGGAAAUGUAUAUACAACUAUUAGUUCUUAACAUGAUUUAAUUAUAUCAAGAAACAUGAAUUUAACUUACUUUUAUGUAGGCAAACUAUCCAUUUUGUCCAUUUUACUGUUUGUUAAAAUAACAUCCCUCUCCUACAUAUUCUUUUCUUGACCCAAAUGAAAUAUUAACCUAAGGUCAAGAUGAGGAGAGAGAAACGACUGAGAUGAAUGUCUUUACUAAAAUACCAAUAAAUUUUGUCAAACUCAAUAUAGUGUUCUUAUUUUCUAUUCCACUGAAUUACUUGUUUUUUUUUUUUUUUAAAUGCAUGUUUGUUUUUGUUUAACAGAGAAGUUAAGACAAAGUUACAAGUGUUUUUCUUGUCCAGGUUGUUGGCCAAAGUUAACAGCAUUAAAAGUCUCUUAGUUAUUAGGGCCUACAUAACUCCACAGAGUUCUAUAGCCUAACUAUCUCAGGUUGGAAAGAGUUCAUUCAAAUCCUUUUCCCCUACCAUAGGGUGUCCCUGUGCUUUGGAAAAUCCUGCCAAGGAAUAAUCAUGGAGAAAUAACUGAAUGUUCAGAUUCUUUUACUAGUGUCUUCCAUUCAUUAACCCUGAAUAUAGAUUCAGACCAUACAAGAAAAAACCCAAUCCUCUACUUAGUGGGUUUCUUCAAAUAUUGAAGUGUUUUUUCUACCUUCCCUAAAACACCCCCUCCAAAGUAGUAAAUAUACCCACUUAUUCUGAUCUUGUUUUUUUUUUUUUUUUUGGUAUUUUUAAACAAUUUGACAUCUUGUAUACUGCAUAUUUUCCACACAUUGCUCGUUUCUGUAUCAUGAAUUCUAAAUAUCACCUGGGUAUUUUAUCCUAUUUUUUGUCACUUCUUGAUUCAUUCACUUCCAUGUGUUUAGAGCAGCCUUUUCCUCUACAACUGAGCUAUAUCCCCAACCCUGUUCAUAAAAUUAAUUUUGAAUAUGGUGCUAUCUGGUGUACAUCAGAUUUCUCCACAAACUAUUGAGAUUUUCCCCUUUACCAAAUGAUUUUGUUUCCAUCACUUCCUGCUUUUAUUAUUUGAAACUCUACUGAGAGGAAGAGUUUUUGUUCCCCAUUAUGAUUGAUACUAGAUCCACAUUUUUAUAUUAUUUGGUAUAUUCAUUUACUAUCAUUAUUUAUUGCUCAAAUUCUCACUUAUUUGGCCACAUGAGCCCCUUUCUGUUCUUUUCACAUGUCCCUGUCCUUUUAAAUUCUGGAAGCACAAAAUGUAGGAGGCUCAUCUCGUGUCUACUGUAGCCUUGAAAUCUGAUUUCUUUCUUCAAGCAUCUGCUUUGAAAAUACAUUAAAAAAAAAAAAAAGUGGCACUGUGUGUACUCAUUGAUACAAGGUUGUUGGUUUUAACCUGUUUUGCAGAGCUAGGAAAUAUACAUCUAUAUCUAUUUCUAUGUAUAUUUUUUAAUACCAGUUCACACCACAGAGUUCACUUUAGUCCUCCUUAUUUGUACUUCUUUUGUUCAAAACUAGGGAGACAUCUGGCUUUACACAUAAUAUGUUUGCUUAUUUGCCUAAUUCUAGAACAUACAUAAAGUAGUUUCAGAAUUGCCAUUUUUUUUUUUUUUUUUUGCCUUAAGAGAAACAAACUACUAACUAGUGUGUGGUAUUUAUAAUUUAUUUUGGUCUUACAGCACAUAACCAAAAUACUGUUUUACAAAGUUACAUAGUUCUUUUCUCUGCUUCCCGUUUCAGCAUAGUUGUAUUACUUGUUUGUAAUCAGUUAAUUUGGUUUUGAUAAGUCUACAGUUGAGUAGCUCAAUGGUAGAGGGUAAGCCUACAUGCACAAGGUUCUGGGUUCAAUCCCCAGCACCAGAAAAAAAAAAAAAAAAGAAAAGAAAACACACACAUAAGGGGUACCUGCCCAACCUUGUUAACUUUUUACAUAUGUGAAACAUUAGCAUAGGUAAAGAAUUACAGAAAAAGCUUCAGUUGUCCAUAUACUUUCUGUUCUACUUCUCCUGUUCUUUCCUGUUUGCACCUACCCCCAGAGGUAACCUAUGUCCAGUUUCUGAUUUAUCCUUCCUUUGUUUCUUUUUCCAUGCAUUUAUUGAGGCCAGUCUGGGCAAUUUAGCAGACAAGGCCCUGUCUCAAAAAAUAAAAAGGAACUGAUUAGAACUAAUACAUAAUUUUUUUUUAAAAAAUCCUACAUAAAUCCUUGUAUGUGAAUAUGUUAAACUUGUCUUCAAAAAAGAAAAAAAAAAAAAAAAGGACUGAAGGUGUAGUGGUAGGUGGUACUCCUGAGUUAAUCCCCAGUACAAAAAAAACUAUCCUUCCCAGCCCCACCCCCCAAACAGCUACAUACCACUAAAUUCUGUGAAUAUUCCAUAUUUUUUUAUUUUUUCCUGUCUACCAAUUGAGCUAUGGAAUUCCCAGCCUCCAUAGUUUCUUUUUUCUGCUAUUCUAUAUGUGAACAUUUAGGUCAUUUCCAAUAUUUUCCCAUUACAAUGCUGUAAUUGAAUUGCCAUGUGUAUAUGAAUUUUCAUUAAACUGGUAUGUAUAUUCAGGUAAAUUUUUAGAAUUAGGAUUGCUGGGUCAAGAUAUAAGUACUUUUGGUAGAUAUUGCCAAAACAAAUAAAUGCAGUUUGUUUUCCCAUCAGGAAUAUGUAAAUGCCUGUUUUUCCAUAGUCUUACCAGUAGAAUGUGUUUGCCAUGUUUUAUGUUUGUCAACCUGAUAGGUGAAAAAAGGCACUUCAUUGUAGUUUUAAUUUGUAUCUCUCUACCUAUGAAGGAGAUUGAAUAUCUUCAUCUGAUUAAGGGCUACUUUAAUCUCAUUUCCUAUUGUUUAUGGUCCUUUCUUAAUGUUAAGAAUUCUUUACAUAUUAUCUAUCUGUGAAUAUAUUUUCUCCAAAUUAUUUAUCUUUGGCUCUGAUUAUGGUGUGUUUUGCAAUAGAAAAGUCAUUUUUCCUGUGGUUAA
Marmota monax (woodchuck) is the source of this 5158-nucleotide messenger RNA. RefSeq names its product PEST proteolytic signal containing nuclear protein (gene Pcnp). The record is from RefSeq and is a predicted model, not a curated record. Bases 235 to 711 code for a protein of 158 amino acids. Lineage: Eukaryota; Metazoa; Chordata; Mammalia; Rodentia; Sciuridae. Gene Ontology annotation, biological process: protein ubiquitination; proteasome-mediated ubiquitin-dependent protein catabolic process. The transcript is spliced from 6 exons. Gene Ontology annotation, cellular component: nucleus.